Conger conger (European conger) is the source of this 1894-nucleotide messenger RNA. RefSeq names its product SEC14-like lipid binding 7 (gene sec14l7). The transcript is spliced from 12 exons. Bases 84 to 1280 code for a protein of 398 amino acids. Lineage: Eukaryota; Metazoa; Chordata; Actinopteri; Anguilliformes; Congridae. The record is from RefSeq and is a predicted model, not a curated record. Gene Ontology annotation, cellular component: cytoplasm.
GCCUCACCCGGAACCCAAACGACAGCAUUUGUGAGUUCGAAAAUACACAGUCGUGAAUCCAGUUGCUCAGAUUGACAGAGAGGAUGAGCGGACGUGUCGGCGACCUCAGCCAAAAGCAGGAGGAAGCGUUGACGCAGUUACGAGAGAGAAUAGAAGACAUUCUCCCGCAGCUCCCAUUGCAACAUGACCAUUUCCUGCUUCGCUGGCUUAGAGCCAGAAGCUUCAAUGUACAGAAAGCAGAGACAAUGCUUCGAAAGCAUGUGGAAUUCAGGAAGAACAUGAAAGUAGACGCACUGGUUACUGAGUGGGAGCCACCGGAGGUGAUCACCCGAUACAUGGCAGGGGGGAUGUGCGGUUACGACCUAGAGGGCAGCCCCAUCUGGUACGAUGUGAUUGGCCCACUGGACCCCAAGGGCCUCCUCCUGUCUGCCAGCAAGCAAGACUUCCUCAAGCGCAAGAUCCGCGACACUGAGAUGAUGCACAGGCUGUGUCGGCAGCAGUCAGAGAAGCUGGGGAAGGUUGUGGAGUCCAUCACCCUGAUCUAUGACUGCGAGGGGCUGGGACUUAAACACCUGUGGAAACCUGCCAUCGAGUCCUACGGAGAAAUCCUCACCAUGUACGAGGAGAACUAUCCCGAGGGCUUAAAGAGGCUGCUUAUCAUCAAAGCCCCCAAGCUCUUCCCUGUGGCCUAUAACCUGAUUAAGCACUUCCUGUGUGAGGACACACGCAAUAAGAUCAUGGUCCUGGGAGCCAACUGGCAGGAGGUGCUGCGGAAGUACAUAGACCCGGCGGAGCUGCCUGUUGCCUACGGGGGUACGCUGACCGACCCCGAUGGGGACCCCAGCUGUAAGACCUGGAUAAACUACGGGGGCGAUGUGCCAAGCUCGUACUACGUGCAGGACUCAGUGAAAGUGCAGUACGAGCAGAGCGUCACCAUCGGCCGCGGCUCCUCACACCAGCUGGAAUAUGAGAUCCUGUUCCCGGGCUGCGUGCUGCGGUGGCAGUUUGCGAGUGAGGGGGCGGAUAUCGGCUUCGGGGUGUUCCUGAAGACCAGGAUCGGCUCCAGGCAGAAGGCUGGGGAAAUGCAGGAGGUGGUGCCCAGCGAGCGCUACAACUCCCACAUGGUGCCCGAAGACGGUUCCCUGACCUGCGCUGACGCGGGCGUCUAUGUACUGCGGUUUGACAACACCUACAGUGUCGUGCAUUCCAAGAAGAUCAGCUUCACAGUGGAGGUUCUGCUGUCUGACAGCCAGAUGCAGUCAGAGAAGCAAUUUGAGUAAUAGGCUGGGUCAGAGACUGAAUUCUGUUCAGUCAGCCAAUAAUGUCAUUGAGAUGACAAAGGACACUGUCCCUCUUCUUCUGUUUCACAAAGGCUUAUGUACUGUAGCUAUACCCAACAGCUUCCAACAAGGCUUAAUGCUGAAGGUCACAAUCUUUCAGCUCAACUAUUAAUAACAAGCUAAUAGCAGUCAAUGUUUAUUUACAUUCUACUUUAAUCUGAAGAAGAUUUAAAUCAACAUUCAUGGGAAUAAAUUAAAACCUUUUAAUGUUUUUUUAAAGGAAUUAUCAGUAACUGCAUAUGAUAUAUGAUAUGUGAAUGAAAUACCUCUCUUAAUCAUAUGACUAUCGUUAUGUUUCUUCUAUCAGUAUGGCAAUUGUUGUUUGCAAACAAUCUCAUAAAGUCCAACAAACGUGACAAAGCAUUCAUUUGUGAAGCUUCUGUAAAUUACAUAUCAAUGUUUCAAGUUCUUAGCUGCAAGUGAGCUAUGUAGGCCUACCUCUUAAAUGAAGUAAACGCUAAUUUGUUAUUUAUUUGUAAUUGUUACACCAGGAUGAUAUUUAACAAUUUUGUUAAACUAAUUUAACAGUGUGAAUAAAAUGUAUUUUAGCAUAA